This is a messenger RNA of Cicer arietinum (chickpea), 1856 nucleotides long. RefSeq lists its product as uncharacterized. Gene Ontology annotation, cellular component: phagophore; autophagosome. The record is from RefSeq and is a predicted model, not a curated record. Gene Ontology annotation, biological process: response to stress. NCBI's taxonomy places the organism in Eukaryota, Viridiplantae, Streptophyta, Magnoliopsida, Fabales, Fabaceae.
UUAGAUGAUGCAAUGAAGUGUACACGUGUGGAAGCUAGGGCCGGAAGAAGCUGAAGCUUGAGUCGAGGGUGUACCUUUCCUUAUCUUGUUCCUCCUCGUACCCUUCUUCACAAGUCACAAUUCUUCUCAAGUUUACCAAACUGUGUUUUCCUCUUGUCGUGUUCAAUUCUACUUCUUUCAUCAUUCUUUUGUCCCUUUUUAAGAAUUGGGGGUAUAACAUGAAUCAUCCUUCAUGCGGUUGAGGUGGUGUUUCUCUUCUCUUCUCAGUUCUCAAGACAAAGGCUAUCAGGUCAGGGGUUGAAGGUGAUGAGUGAUUAGGACAAAGAAGUUAAACCUUGCAGAUUAUGUGUGUUAAAUUACUUGAAGGCUCUGUAUUCUUUAGAGGAUGAAGUUAUUCAAUGAUUGUCUUGUUGUUGGUACUUGGUAGGUACCAAGUGGGACAGUAGGGUUUUAAUGUUGGUAUUAUUAGGUAAUUGCAUAAAAACAUUAUAAAUUGAGACAGGUCCGGACAAAUUACUAUUGCAGGAAGGAUAUUAUGAUCACCAUGGAUGUAAAAGGCAUAACUUGGGUUGGAAACAUAUACCAGAAAUUUGAAAAUAUGUGCUUGGAGGCAGAAGACAUGAUGUACGAGGAUACAGCUGAAUACAUAGAGAAUCAAAUGCAGUCUGUUGGGGCAAGUGUCAAAAAGUUAUAUUCUGAUAUUGUGGGCGAUUUACUUCCUUCAAUUGCAUGCGGUUUGGAUGAAAAGGAAGACUCUGAAUUGCCUGCAGAUCAAUGUACUGAUGCUGGGUUGCGUAAGAAGCCAGUCAAAAUUUUCAAGGAAAGACCUGCAAAGGCUAAUAUCAAGCAAACAACUGUGGAUUCAAGGAUUGAUAAGAAUGCUGAUAAUGAUUGCAUACAUGAUGCAUCAUAUGAUGGAACUUGUAAGACCGAUGUUUUGUUUAAGUCAUCUUCAAGAAAUUCUGUCAAAAAAAGCAAUUUUAUUUCACGUUCAAGACAGUACGUAGGGAGCAUGGAUAUUAAAUCAAAUCUUGGCGUUGAUGAAAAUCCAGUAAAUGAAAAAAUGGCUGCAACCAAGAUAUCUAAUGAAAUCACUUCGGCAGAAACCAAGAUAUUCAAUGAAAUCACUUCGGCAGAAACAGAUACGUGCAGACCAUUACAACGUUGUGAGAUCUCAAAUGAAGAUCAGAAUCAAAAUCAUGGAGCUAGAGUUUCAAAGCCAGCUUCAGCUGAAGUGACAAGCCUUGCUUCUGAAGCAGACCAUUGUAAUGAAAUUGAAAAUGCUUGUACUGAGCAGUUCCCGUAUGUUCUGGUUCAAGUUAAAUCAGCUGAAGAAAAACAGAUCGGUAUGAGUUCUUCUUGUGGUCCAUUUGGAGAGCGGGAUGAUUUCUCUAUGGAUAGAACAGUACAGUCAGAUGAUUGUUCUAAUAGCAUGGUGGUUCUAUCUUAUCCAGAACAAGGUAAAAAAAGCAUGCAAGAAGAUCAUCUAAAGCUUGAGGAAACUUGUGUUAUGGUAACCGGAGAUGAUCUCCAAGAAAUCGGUAAUCUGAAGACUAACAAGAAAACAAGGCGGCGGCAAGGCUUUUCUUUGUCGAAGAAGUCUGCAAGAAAGCAAGAGUACGAGGAGCUUGCAAUAUGGCAUGAGAACAAUUGUUUAGAUAAAACUUUACAUCAUAAGAAAUUACUGGUUCCUAGUGUGUCUGAAUCUGAAUGGGAGCUUCUGUAGAUAGAUACAUACAUGAAUGUAUAAACACAACAAUCCUACAAACUUUAUUUCCACUCUAAGUCCUUAUCAAGGAGAUUUCAAUAUUCCUACAAACAAAAUGAUAAUCUAUAACUUUUCUUAUUUUGUAACA